Molecule: messenger RNA, 2629 nt
Organism: Hipposideros armiger (great roundleaf bat)
Lineage: Eukaryota; Metazoa; Chordata; Mammalia; Chiroptera; Hipposideridae
Gene: SEC22B
Product: SEC22 homolog B, vesicle trafficking protein
Exons: 5
Coding region: 163-810 (215 amino acids)
Biological process (GO): retrograde vesicle-mediated transport, Golgi to endoplasmic reticulum; endoplasmic reticulum to Golgi vesicle-mediated transport
Cellular component (GO): membrane
Molecular function (GO): SNAP receptor activity
Source: RefSeq, a predicted model, not a curated record
GAAAGCUCUGGAACUCGUUUCCGGCCACCUCAGCGGGAAGCUGAGACGCAGGCAGCUGGUCCUUUGGGCGCUAAGAGAGGUGUGACUGGUGUAGCGGCGGAGGAAGUCAGGAGGACGCCGACGGCCGUGAGGGCCAGUGUUGGGUCCCUGUAGCCUGUGAAGAUGGUCUUACUCACGAUGAUCGCCCGAGUGGCGGACGGGCUCCCGCUGGCCGCCUCGAUGCAGGAGGACGAACAGUCUGGCCGCGACCUGCAGCAGUACCAGAGUCAGGCUAAGCAACUGUUCCGAAAGCUGAAUGAACAGUCCCCGACCAGAUGUACCUUGGAAGCUGGCGCCAUGACUUUUCACUACAUUAUUGAGCAAGGGGUGUGUUAUUUGGUUUUGUGUGAAGCUGCCUUCCCUAAGAAGUUGGCUUUUGCCUACCUAGAGGAUUUACAUUCAGAGUUUGAUGAACAGCAUGGGAAGAAGGUGCCCACUGUGUCUAGACCCUAUUCCUUUAUUGAGUUUGAUACCUACAUCCAGAAAACCAAGAAGCUCUACAUUGACAGUCGCGCUCGGAGAAACCUAGGCUCCAUCAACACUGAAUUGCAAGACGUCCAGAGGAUCAUGGUGGCCAACAUUGAAGAGGUGUUACAACGGGGGGAAGCACUGUCAGCAUUGGAUUCAAAGGCUAACAACUUGUCCAGUCUGUCCAAGAAAUACCGCCAGGAUGCGAAGUACUUGAACAUGCGUUCCACUUAUGCCAAACUCGCAGCCGUAGCUGUGUUUUUCAUCAUGUUAAUAGUGUACGUGCGAUUCUGGUGGCUGUGAAGUAGCGAACGCAGCCACUGACUGGCAAGGGAGAACCUAGAAUGUGGCAGGUGUAUGUUUUCAGGAAACUGAGCUCACAGAGACGUGCGUUAGAACCCAAGGGGCAUUCCCGCCUCUAAAGACCUUGCAAGAAAAGACAUAUCUUGAAAAUGAAAGGUUACACCUCAUUUAAAGAAGCUUAACCCUAUGUAGAAAGCCUCUUUUUGGGGGCAGAGGCUUUCUCUGGGUGCUAAGCCAUAUAUGUUAGGGAACAGUAGAUUGUUUUAUUUUGUUUUUUCCCUCCCGGUGUUUUACAUUUUCAAUACAGCACUGACUGGGGCAUUCUCAUUCUCUAACAGAGCCAUCAGUGAGAUUUGGGUUAAACGACCUGUGCACGCAACAGUCUGAGAUGCCUUCAGAGAAGGCAGCCCUUUGGGAAGCGUUUUUGACUCUAUCUAAUCCACAUUCCUUUUGUCGGUGACAUUUGCAACUUGUCAGUAGUCUGAGUUUUUGACGGCCUUUGACACAAGGCUCCAGUAUGUGAAGGGUCAUUGUCGUGCUGCAAAGAUCUUGUCUGUUGGCCCCUACAGGAAGUUAACCUUUGUUGUUUUCCUUUUAUAUUUUGCUCAUUGCACAAUUGCUUUAGGGUUAAAUGAAUGCUAUUAAGAUGCCUUGAAAUUCUAUUAUAGCACUCCUUGAUUAAGAAGCUAAAAUAUUUUCUGUCAUUUAUUCCUUAAAAGAUGUAAAUUAGUUUGGGACAGUCUCAGUUUUCUUCUUCAGCAUCCAGUUUAUAUUAACUAAAGAGUGGGUAUAGCAUAUGGUUAGCCAGAGGCCCCUGACAGGAGAAGAAAGACUCAGCUCCUAACCACAGUUUGUCCCGCCCCUUUCUCACUCUGCACUCCAGUUUUCCCCACUUUCUUCCUCCUGCCACAAUUCACUAACAUUUUUUAAAUGUUCCUCUGCCCAGUAGUUUCAUGUCCCAUAAGCACCCUCUCAGGAUAGUCUCAAAUUUCAAAAUGGAGACUAUUGAGCUGUGUAGUUAAUUAAGUUUUUGCAGAGUGACUGACUAUUCAAAUAACUAAAUACAUUUAUCUGAGAAAGUCUCUGAGAGCACCUCACACCUGCUUCUGUUUAUGUAAGUUCUCUGAGAAUGUUCUAGAGAUAGAGGACUCAUUUACAGUGGCUUCUAUUAACCAAUAAACGUUCCUAUGAUUUUUCCCUUUUUUGCUCAGGGAUAAGGGGCAAAAUUCCCUUUUACCUUCUGAGAUAGAAUUUUUUUAAAUGGGAGAAUAGCCCUUUUAGAAAUUAUCACAAGGGCCUGCACUAUAACUUAUAACUCCUACAUAUACUGCAAAUAUUUCUUUAAAUUGUACAGGAAAAUUAGCCAACUUCUUCUUAACAUCUUCAGAAAGACGUUUAACCAGUGAGUGAUUUUCUAACUCUGUGGGGUCAUCAAAACUACUGUCCUGAUUGCUAAUAGAGGGAAAAAAAUUCUAUUUCCUUAUUACAAGGCAAGGAGAAAUGCUUAUUUUAUCCUGAUGAUUUACAGAAUUAGAAUAAUUUUUUUUUUGCCUUUUCAUUUUGAACCCAGAUCUGCCCAUUGGCAUUUUGUGCAUGAAAUAUGAAGUUACUUUUUUAUAGAGAAUAAGUGCUUUUAAGUCCUAAAAGACUUGUCCCUAAGUAAUGAUGUUGGUAAUAGAAGCCUUUGAAAGGCUGAACACCUAAGUAGAGGCACCAUAGCGUUUGGUGCCUCUGUAAGAGUGGAGAGUGGCAGCUCACUGUUAAGAGUUGCAUGCUGUAACCACGUGGUCAGCAGUGAAAUAAAUACUUCUAGAAUGUU